GAUCGCUGCCUUGUGGUACCUAGACAUCUCUUAGAAGAACUGAGCGGCACCAAACAAAUCCACUCCCUUCAGAGACACAGACUGAGGCGACCGCAGACCCGAGCAUACAAAAGUGAUCACUGGGCGUCAACAUAUCAGCAGCUCGGAGCCAUAAAACAAAAGCAAAGUCCAGCCGGAACAACCGGAUCGACCGCUGGCAGUGAUCCCCCCGGGCGGCAGCUCCUCCACGGUUUACUUCCCGGUCUCUGCUGCGGCUGUGUGAGUCUGUGUGAGAGACCUGUGACCGGCGGAGACUGCAGAGAUGUCGGAUAACGGAGGAUCGGCUGUCGGCCUCUUGGCUUACGAGACGCUGGUUCACGCGGUGGCGGGAGCUGUGGGCAGCGUGACAGCGAUGAGCGUCUUCUUCCCACUGGACACGGCCAAGAGCAGACUGCAGGUGGACGAGAAGCGGAAGUCAAACUCCACCCCCAUCAUCCUGGCUGAGAUCGCAAAGGAAGAAGGCCUUCAGUCUCUGUACAGAGGCUGGUUCCCAGUCAUCUCCAGCCUCUGCUGCUCCAACUUUGUCUACUUCUACACCUUCAACACGCUGAAGAGGCUGGCGGUCUCUGGUCCAGGCAGGUCCGGACCCGGCAAAGAUCUGCUCAUGGGAGUUGUAGCAGGGGUGGUGAAUGUGGUCCUGACCACUCCCAUGUGGGUGGUCAACACUCGGCUGAAGCUGCAAGGGGCAAAGUUCCGUAACGAGGACCUCCAGCAGACCCAGUACAGCGGCAUUUUUGAUGCUUUCUCGCAGAUCAUAGCCAAUGAGGGAGUGGGAACUCUGUGGAACGGCACUCUGGCCUCUCUCAUCCUCGUCCUCAACCCGGCUGUGCAGUUCAUGUUUUAUGAGGCCUUGAAGAGGAAGGCGGGCAGGGGAGGGAAGAAGAUAUCCUCAGCAGAGAUCUUUGUGAUUGGGGCUAUUGCCAAGGCCAUUGCUACCACGGCAACAUAUCCUCUUCAAACAAUUCAAGCCAUCCUGAGGUUCGGUCAGUACAAAGGCGAUGGAAAGGGCGGUGUGACAGGAAGCCUCUCCAACAUUUUAUCCCUGUUCAUGGACAGAAUCAGGAGGAACGGUUUUCUUGGUUUGUACAAAGGCCUGGAGGCCAAGCUGCUCCAGACGGUACUGACGGCUGCCCUCAUGUUUGUGGUGUACGAGAAGAUCAUUUCAGCGACCUUCAGAGUCAUGGGUCUGAACAAGAAGCUGAAGCACUGAACAAACGCCCACUUCAGUGCAGCACGGCAUUAAUACACUUGUUGUAAGUGGGUUUUGUUUGUGCCAGAAGUUACAUCGAUUACAUAAGACAAGAGUUGGGAUUUGGUGCCUUUAGGGCUACAGACGCUUGCCCAAAACAACCACAGAGAGGUAACACUCAUGUUUUUAACCUGGUUCCAUCUGUGCAGACUGACCAUGAAUAUCAGCUCUGUUGAAUUUGGUUGGAUUUUAUGGUAAAUUUAAGGAAAUAAAUUAUGAUAAUGUAUUUGGCAAGUCUGCUAUGGUAACAAAUUUAACUAAGUGACUCUGGUCUUAAUAAAACAGACCAUCUAGAAACAACAUUAAUGUCGGCAUGAUUUAAUUUGGCUCUGUGAUGGAGAAACAACCUGUCCAGGGUAUUCCCCACGCCUCUCUUAACCCUUUAAGAAUUCAAGUUAAAGCUAAACGCCAAUGAUUUCCUUUGCACAUAAAGACCGAGAUUCACUUGCCUACAAUGAAAUUAUAUUUUACCAUCAGAUGAGAUCUAAGAACUAGUUGGGAAAAAUAUUGCAUUAUUUGUAAAGGAAAAGUUUGGCAUUUUGGGAGAGUUGCAUGAGAACUUACAUGUUUUGUGUGUCAAGUAAUUAACACACAAUAAAUAGCUCAUUAGGUUGACUCACUUGUUUAAUUGUAAUAAUCUAAAAACUCCAGAGACUCUAGGAAUCCACUGGUCUGGGCUGAGAAACUGUCUGUGACACAACUCUGGAAAACAGCGAUCUGACGUUUUUUAAACUUCAAGAUAUAAUCAGUGUGUUACUUUAUGAAUGAGCUGUAGAAGUGCUUGUUGUUGGACUUUGUUAGCUUUAGACACAGGCAGGCUCGGCUCAGUGACUUAGCAUAAACAGCAUUUCCCCCAAAAUGUCCAACUUUGUCUGGGUUUUUCCUGAAAUGACGAGACCAAUAAUUUACCUAAUGGUGCGUUGUCUGGAUUUCGUCCCCUGGAUCAUUCCUCGUACACUCCAACCAAUGUUUAACUGUGAAAUUAACUGCGUUUGGCGAUUUGCAAGAUGAAAACCUCGUGAAGCUCAGAAGACGCACAAGAUGUCGUUAUUACACACAAAUGAGCAGUAACAACAAAAAUGAUGAAAGAGAGAAAUUGGCAGAGCUCCGGUUGAUAUGUCUUUAGUUUUGUGUGUAAAAUCUGCUCUUACUAUUCCAGGCUAGAAAGGUUUUAGUUUUAAUAAUUAUAAUAAAUUAAUAUGAAUUUAAUAUUACUUGGAAUGAGUCCAUAAAGUAAACCGUAAAGGUUACAGAUGUAAUAAUACCACAGUAAGUGCCUGUUAAUUGUAUCAUAAAAAACUGUACUAUGAUCUGAACUAAGUACUGUGAUGACUGUUGAUGAUUUACAUUAACCAUGAUGCACUGUGUUAUCGAUGUAUGGUUUUUAAUGAUUGGUCAGUAUGAACGUUUUGAUUCCAUUAUUUCUGCACGUCCUCUAGGUAGGGAAGGCACUGGCAGUAAUUUACAGUAUACGUUCAUCACUGUGCUCGUUCUUCUUUUUUUUUUUAUUACAAGAGUUACUAUACUCAACACUGUUGUACAACUUCAUAUUUAGGAGAUUAACAGUCUUGCAUCUGUUCAUCAGGUGCAUUGAUGUGAGACAUUGUCAGUUUAAAAACUAACAAAUGAUUCAUUUACUGGAUUUGAGCUUCUCUGCCUGUUAGGUUUGCUCAGUUGUAAAAAGAAAAGUUGGUUUGGACUCAUGCAUCUACUGUCUGGAAAUGCCUCAGUGGAAAUCCACCACAAGAUGAAUGCGUUUCUAAUUCAUAAUAUCAGUCGAGCACAUACCUCACACUCCCCUCAUGAAACCACAAGUCACUAGAUCUGGAUUUUUAUUUGAUUCUGCACCAAAUUGCACACAUAAAUAUCAGUCCCCUGCACAUGUUUUUAUUUUCCAUUAAGAUACACGAAUAAUUUUCUGAGAAAUCAAGUAAAAUGUUGAAAGAUGUGUGUAAUUGGUGUGAAAAAACAGAAAACUGAAAGUUAUGUGAUUACGGGAGAAUGAAAUGAGCUUUAUUUAAAAGGUGAGAAAGGGCUCAAAUCUGGAGAAUGAGUCAUUGUUAGUUAAAAAAACCCCACAGAAUAGGCAGUGACUCAUUUGAACAUGUUCUGAUUUGUCUUAACAGUUUACAGAAAAAUAUUUGUAACUGCUGAUGCACUUUCAUUUAUUUUCAACACAUUUUUUAAAAACAUUUUCUAAUUUUGUUUAUUUCAACAUAACUGUUUUGGGAAUUUAAAAUUAUUGUCAUAACCAGGGAAUAAUAAAGUUUGUGAAACUGUUGACACUA
This is a messenger RNA of Hippoglossus stenolepis (Pacific halibut), 3576 nucleotides long. It is a transcript of the gene slc25a17l, whose product is annotated as peroxisomal membrane protein PMP34. Lineage: Eukaryota; Metazoa; Chordata; Actinopteri; Pleuronectiformes; Pleuronectidae. Bases 302 to 1249 code for a protein of 315 amino acids. Gene Ontology annotation, molecular function: ADP transmembrane transporter activity; AMP transmembrane transporter activity; FMN transmembrane transporter activity. Gene Ontology annotation, cellular component: peroxisomal membrane. The record is from RefSeq and is a predicted model, not a curated record. The transcript is spliced from 10 exons.